CUGUGUACUCUACUGUACAGUGCUGUAACUAGCUGCUUUAUGGGUGGUGUGCCCACUCUGCAUUGUGCGUUAGCGUCGCACCGGGCGCCUAAGCUGCUCUUCUCACUCGCUGCCCGCCCACUCAUUCACUCCAGCCCAACUAAAUACACCACCACGCCCCCCUCUCACCAGGCCGCCUCUUCUGGCCCCCGAGAUCUUUUUUUCUUUCUCUUUUCAUUAUCGUCUGUGACAUCCCCAAGAAGCUCGGAAAUAUCAUCUUUGUGAUUGUACAUUUCCAUCAGCGAUCGCAGUGUGGCCUCACCGUUUGCCCGUGUACUUAGCUCAACUUGACCAGGCGCCAAAAAAGCUCUGAACCCCAAGUACAAACACCAUCACCACUCUCUCCUCCUCCUCUUUUUCUUCACGACAACCGACAAAUACACCGCAACUAUGCAGAUUCAAGUGCUCCUUGCUCUGGCCCUCGCCGCCAUUGUCCACGCCCACACCGUCAUCACCUACCCCGGCUGGAGAGGCAACUCGCUCAUCACCAACGAGACCUUUCCCUACGGCAUGCAGUGGAUGUAUCCUUGCGGCGGCAUCGGCACGACCAAAAACAGAACAUACUGGCCCACGUCCGGCGGCACCGUCGCCUUCCAGCCCGGCUGGUUCCGCGGCCACUCCCUUGCCAACAUCCAGGUCAACCUAGGCUUCGGCACCGACGGCCCUGACAAUGGCCCCCAGAACAUGUCCAACCCCAUGGUCAAGCUCUUCCAGAUCAUCGGCCCUACCAACAACCCGUACCCGGGCACCGUCUGCCUCACGCAGGUCCCUCUACCCGUCAACGCGAGCGUCAAGCCUGGUGAUCUCGCCACCAUCCAGAUUGUCGAGCACGCCCAGCACGGCGCUGCUCUCUACUCUUGCGUCGACAUCAUCUUUGCCGAGCCCGGCGACAAGCGCAUCGCAGAGGUCAACGAGACAAACUGCUUUAACUCGACCCAGAUCGGCUUCGGCGAUGUCUACACCAUUACCACAAAGGAUUCUGGCUCCAACAAGUACGUCACCUCCGCCGCUGAGGCUACACUCCAGCGCGCGGGUUGGUUCGGCGUUGUUCCUCUCAUGGCUGCCGUCUCGUGGCUGUUGCUGUAAACAGGCAGACAGUCUGCGCUGUGGGAACAGACCACAAGCACGUAGAGCAGAGGGUGGCAGAGCAGAGGCUAGUUUGGGUGGAUUUGACCCUUUAUUUAAAAUGGCGUUUCUGGGAGUUUUUACAUACGGCGGUUUUACGCUCUUUUAGUGGACGGGAUGGGACGGCGUCUCAUCUUUAUCUAGUUAUUUCUGUACUCUUUUCGUGUGCAUAUACAGACACACACUCAUAUAUACCUUGCGAUAUAACCAAGCACUUGUAAAUAUCAACUACAUGCUCAAAGUAAUUGGCCAAAGAUCAAAAAAUGGAAAUCUAUAGUGUUUUAUUCGUCGCUAUUGCUAAAAUGCUUUUACGCAAUGAGUGUCUUGCACUCGUCCGCUACGCCCUUUACCCGCUCCUCGUCGCUCUUCGUUCCCGCACCAUUAACCAGCCCAUACAUACCCUCAAUAGUAGCAGCCUCGGCCUUGGAUGCUGUAAGUACAGUUCCAAGCGCCACCAGACCGCGGUAGAGAAUCUCAGAGUCGUUCUGGUCCCGCAAAACUGCACCAGCAAGCAGCAAUAGGCGACGGCGCUGCUCCGGUGACAACAGCUUCUCCUUGUGCACCAAAACCGACAGGUUAAUCGCCGCUGUAGUAAUAGCAAUUAGCACGUUGCGGUUAAACUUGCCAAUUGCUUCGCUACCAUCUACUCCCAAGGUGCGCUCCAAAAACGCCAGGACCUUGUUCACGUUGCUGCUGAUCAGGCUGCGGCCAUCAGCAGACGCAAACAAGUUGGCAAUAGUUCGGCAUCCCAUCAUGACAGCAUUCUCGUUGGGCGCUUCCUCAGAUGGUAAGCUGCUCUGGAUGGCAAUGUCAAGCAACGAGUUGCCUUCUGCGUCGACAAACUUGGCGGCUGUGUGGUAGCGUGCCAGGCACCGCAGCACGUCCAAACCAGCAAGUCUAUCACCAUACGGCCACUCCGUCACGAUUUUGACGGCUACUGAGACAGAAUCUGCUGAAACAGCACCAGAUGACUGUAGCGAUGCCUUGAGAGACUGUAGCGCUGCCUCUUGUCCAGGGUUCAGCGCAGUAUCCUUUCGGCCGGAUGAAAUCAUGGUCUUGUUAACGUUGGAAAUCUUGUUGAAAAUGGCUACUAAAAGUUAGCACUGGGUGAGCAUAGAUGAGAGUUAGUUAAGACGUACCGUCGAGCUUGGCGGCAGUAAUACUGAGGUAUUCCGUCUGGGGGAGCACCUUUGGUAUCUGCUGCUGUUGCUGCGUAUCCUCCCCAGGUCUGUACCGCGACUCGGUUCCGUAGGGAUCAGCUUCAGCCUGACCAGACUGUUGGCCUAGCGUGGCACCUUGUGUAUUCUGCGUAAUAAAGUUGGCAACAUUGUCGAGGUAGGUGAGAGGAAGUUCAUUAUCGUUUAGGAACUUGGUCGCGCGUUCGUAUGGGUUCUCGGAUAGGUUGUAAGGAAGCUUCAGCGGUGGCUUGCCGUCUUCGAUAUCAACGUCAAAGACGUAGUCGUAUGACUUGCCUUGAUAUUCCACCUUCUUGCCUGUGCUACCGACAGCAUCAACAACAGUACCAACAUUAAUCCACUGCUGCUGACCCAUGGACCACUGAUGCGCGGUGAUGUUGCCAUUAUCCUCCUUAAUCAUCUGUACCUGACCCUCCUUGGUGCCAGACUUGUUUUGUAGAAACUCUGGUCCAGGGAGCUUUUCCUUGUUGAUGCUGCCGACUUGCUGUUGCGGAAUGGAGGAAGCCUUGACCGACUCCUCGAAUUCUUUAAGUGUCUCGGCAUCUGCAUAUUGGUCUUGGUGGCGGGUAAAUACACGGGCAAUUCCAUCACUAGCACCAGUAACAAUGUUGCCUGUUUUUGGGUUGACAGCCACUGUCCAUACAGAAAUGGCCGGAUGUGUGAUGGUCUGGACGCAGUCCUUGCCCUUCCAGAUACGCACCGUUCGGUCUUCACCGGCGCUGGCAAUUUCUCCACUAGGGAGAUAAGCUAGAGAGUAGACAAAGCUCUCAUGUCCAUGCAGCUCGGCAACCUGCUGCCCGUUCAAUUUCCACAGGCGAAUGGUACCGUCAUUGCUGGCGCUUGCAAUCUGAGCUCCAGUGGGGUGGUUGGGACCCAUGCGGCACAGCGCGCGAACAACAUCCGGUGUGUGAAUCGUAGCCGUCGGAGUGACUUCACCGCCAGAAGCUUUUGUUAGGUCGAAGACACGAAUGCUCUUGUCGGCACAACCGGUAAUAACGGUUGUGGCAUCGAGAGCCAAAACAGCCCAAACCGACACACCCUCGUGACCAGUUAGCGUGAAUUCUGUCUCCCAGAUAGCGAGGUUCCAGACACGGGCUUGUCCAUCCCAUCCUCCAGAUACUAGGUAUUUGCCGUCGGGCGAGACGUCGAGGGUGCAGACGUUGUGAGCGUGGCCGACCAACAGGCGUUCGGCAUUGUCGCUAGAGCUGCUUUUCGGGGACUUGACUUCAAUAAUUGUGUCCUUUCCGCCAGCAGCUACCAAGCCAUCGGGGCUGUUUUGGUUCGGAGGGAUGAAUGUGACGGAGUUGACGUAUUCUGAGCCUCUGCUGAGAAGGGAGGCUUCAAACGUAGGCGGGGUAGGCUUGGAU
Molecule: messenger RNA, 3727 nt
Organism: [Torrubiella] hemipterigena
Lineage: Eukaryota; Fungi; Ascomycota; Sordariomycetes; Hypocreales; Clavicipitaceae
Source: the annotation of a GenBank genome assembly